AUGAAUAUGGAAUGGAGGGCCAUCCGAUUAUUGUGGAACAGCAGAAUUGCGAAAACGCAUGUGAGUUUUUAUUGAACUUCUGGGAACGACCCAAAUGUUAUCUAACCAAAUACCAUAGAAAAAAACGAUGAAAUCUCUCUCUAAAUUUUUUUUGAAAAGUGGAACAUCGAAGAAGCACCUCACUCCUAUCGAUUUCACAAGUUCCCCUGACCAAAACUCACUUAAAACAUCCAUUUUCUGCAUUAUUGCUAUGAUUGGAUUUUCUUUUUUAAUAAAGCAAAAAAUGGCGACGGGGGAAAAUAAAAACAAUUCUCAUGUCUAAAAAACUCGGUCACGCGACGACAAAAACUCCGGAUUUUUUUAUUCUUGAGCACUUCUUUUAAUGCGAAAGAUUUUAUAAUGGAAUUCAACGAUUCAAAAAUAUCUGUCAACCGUUUUAAAAUCCAUGACCUUUAAAAAAUCCAGAAGUUUGGAACUUUGCCACGUCAUAAUUUGAAAACUGUUAUUUUUUCUUACGAAAAAUUUAUUCCCAUUUUCUCACCUCUAUUUGAAAAAAAAAUCACGUUCAACAUUACAAAUUGAACGUGAAACACGUGGAGGUCAACAAAAUGACGUGGAAUCAUUAUAAUGACGUAGCGCUAUUUAUAAUUUCACAUUGAUGGUCAUUCAGUUCAAUAUUAUUCUAAAUUUUCGUGAUCAAAUUUGUAUUUUUUUCAAGGUAAUCAUGGAUGGCGAAGAUAUAUGUUAUAUCGAUCUGUCACAUCACGCUCCUCCAUUUUUUCUGUUGAAAAAUGGCAACAUUUACAACUGUAUGAGAAAUAUGACUAACCGUAUGUUGGAUAAAUGCAAUGGAAGAAGUCUCAAAUUCAUCGCUUCCGAAAUAACUCGAUCCAUUUUUGAAGAAGUGAGUUUAAUUUUAAUAUUUUCUUCGUGGGCUUUUCUACUAAUGGGGCGUCCAAAAAUCGGAAAAAUGAAAAUUGUGUUAAAUGGUGUGCAAUUUUCAUUUUUCCAUUUUUCGACACCCCAUAAACAAAAAUAGUAAAAAUUGAAAAAACUAGAAAAUUUCACCUAAGGUUAAGUGCGAUUUUCAGAAAUGAAAGAAAUAAUGAUUUUUGAUAUCCAAAUAUGAGUAAAAUUUUCUAAUAAAUAUGAUAUUCACUUUCAAUAAACAUCAGAAAAAAAAAUUCACAAAACCUGGUAAGGUUUACUUACGAACAUGAAAUUAGAACCUGAAACUGCAGGAGAACAUUUUUCCGCAAGCCAACUUCCAUAUCGAAAAUUUUCAAAAUCAAAAUAUCCCUUUUUUGCGUAUCUUUAGACUAAUCAAGGGGGAAGUGCCAGAAUUCCGAACGAACUGAGAAAAAACGAAAUUCCAUCUUUCAAAACAAUUCCAAUAUAAAUCAAAAUAUUCAAUUUUCGAAUAAUCAACGUGAAAUACUGUUCCAGACUUAAAAAUUCUCAAACACACGAAUACCGUGAAAAAAAGAUGGUGACACAUAAUUUUUCAGAAAUUGGUGGCCGAUCUCAUUUUCGUGAUGACGGUGAAUUUCGACCGCUCAUCAUUAUGGGUCACACUUGGAAAUAAACCAAUUAAUGUGAUUGCUGGUAUGUUUCAGUAUUUUUUUAAACAAUAAAUAUUUUAAUUUCAGAUUUCAUUGUAAGUGUCUUGCGCCAUCGAGUUCAGCCAACCUACAACUCAGCUGCUUUAGUUCGUCAAAUUGUGAGACAAGUUUUGGGAUUAAUGAUGUGAGUUACAAAACAUUCUUUUCUCUCGAAUCACAAUAAACCUAUUUACAGAACUUCUGCUCGAAAAGAAAUGCGUGUUUUGGAAGGAGGUGAAAAAAUGAUAAAUGAAUCCAUAGAUUCUCUCAACGAAUUCAUGGCAAAAAAUAUGGAUAUUGGGGAAAGAGUCGAGGAAUUUGAUGGUUAUGUUCCUCAAUAA
Caenorhabditis angaria is the source of this 1942-nucleotide messenger RNA. The record is from the annotation of a GenBank genome assembly. Lineage: Eukaryota; Metazoa; Nematoda; Chromadorea; Rhabditida; Rhabditidae.